UUUAUUCAGCUGGAUAUCCUAAAACUUUAUGCAGGUGGUGAAAAGUUUGGACACUGCAGUGCGAUCACCUCAGCCAGUCUGGAGUGUGGAGGGCUCCCCUCCCUGCCCUCGUAGUUUCUCCUCACCCCCAGCAGCAUGUCCCAGGCUCUAAGGCUGCCUCUAGUCCUCCUCACUGCACACUACCAUGAUCAGAUGGGCUGCUGGAGGGAGUAAGGCUGCAUUUGCCUCGUUCUGCUCCUGGGCUGGCUUGGGGGCUUACUCUGGCUCCGGGACCAGCUACCGAUCAAGGUCAUCAGGACUGCUUUCUUCCCUGACUUUCUCUGUGUUGGUUGCUCUCCUGGCUUUCUCCCUGUGCUUUCCUGAAGUUGCGUGUCGUCAGAACGGCAGAGACAGACUGAGGUCCCCCGACUUGGAAACAUCUGGGGCUCCACUGAACAUUUCAGAGAGCAAAUUAAUCUCUAGACCUAGAGCCACCAGGGGCCCGCCUGGUCAGGCUGGAGGACCGCAGGGGAGGCAUGUGCGCAGCUACAAUCACCUUCAAGGAGACAUACGUAGAAGAAAGUUGUUCUCUUUCCAGAAAUUUUUCCUGAGGAUCGAUAGGAAUGGACAAGUCAAUGGAACCAAGAGCAAGGAUGACCCACUCAGUAUUUUGGAAAUCACAUCAGUGGAAGUGGGAGUGGUGGCCAUUAAAGGGCUGAACAGCAACCACUAUCUGGCCAUCAGCAGGAAAGGAGAGCUGUAUGGAGCGAGAGAGUUUGGUGUCGACUGCAAGCUGAAGGAGCGCAUCGAGGAGAACGGCUACAACACCUACGCAUCGGCUGAGUGGAAGAACAAGAAGCGGCAGAUGUUCGUGGGGCUGAACGUCCAUGGGAAGCCGUUGAGGGGAAUGAAAACCCGGAGGAAGAAAACAGCAACCCACUUCCUUCCAAUAAUGGUGUGAACCAAGGAGCCCACCUGGAGUGGAAACAGAUACACAGAGCACUGGACAUGAGAGGUUUUAAAUACCAGACAGCCAUGAAUUAAAGACAUGUGUUGAAAAAUCUCUCAUUUGGGAAAAGAAAAAGGCACUAACACUGUUAAACGAAGUGAACUCUGACUAGGUUGAGAUUGCUUAUUUCCUUUAGGUGAGAGAUGUUAAUCUGAGUUUUGAGUGGCACCAAAAGCAGGGGUCAUCUUUAUUUUUUUUACUGUGCCAAACAGUUUGAAGCUGAAGUCUGUGGACAACAGAGAAGAUACUAUCCAAGCUAGAUGUAUCGAAAUAUGGUAUAUAUAAUCCAACUUCUCCAGAGAGGCAGGGAAAAAGGUCUGGCAGAAAAUGGCAAAGGUAAAAAUCUGAUUAUCAUGACAACAUUAAAUAUUAAGAAUCAAAGCACAUUUAAAAUAACUGUUUGAUAUUUAACCACUGAGUUUUUGGCUGAAUUUUAUUGAUUUAUUUAUUUUUGUGAGAUAUUUAACUGGAAGGAACACCAGCAAUCC
Poeciliopsis prolifica (blackstripe livebearer) is the source of this 1476-nucleotide messenger RNA. It is a transcript of the gene fgf10b, whose product is annotated as fibroblast growth factor 10b. Gene Ontology annotation, biological process: limb development; cell differentiation; animal organ morphogenesis. The record is from RefSeq and is a predicted model, not a curated record. Lineage: Eukaryota; Metazoa; Chordata; Actinopteri; Cyprinodontiformes; Poeciliidae. Gene Ontology annotation, cellular component: cytoplasm. Gene Ontology annotation, molecular function: type 2 fibroblast growth factor receptor binding; growth factor activity; chemoattractant activity. The transcript has 3 exons. The coding region runs from base 185 to 940 and encodes 251 amino acids.